Messenger RNA from Caenorhabditis remanei, 924 nucleotides. RefSeq lists its product as uncharacterized. Bases 1 to 924 code for a protein of 307 amino acids. The transcript has 3 exons. Gene Ontology annotation, biological process: embryo development. Lineage: Eukaryota; Metazoa; Nematoda; Chromadorea; Rhabditida; Rhabditidae. The record is from RefSeq and is a predicted model, not a curated record.
AUGCGUCACACUCCAACUUACUCAGUGUUCGGUUUGGAAGAACCCGGAAAAAUGAGUUAUGCGUUAGUUAAAGAUCUCAAAAGAAACAAGACAACUAUGUUAACUUGGACUUGGAAAAGACACUUUUGGGGCAGAGUGUUAGAAGGAUGGAGUCGGUUGAAAUCGAAGGAUAUUGAUUUUCAUUGCAAAAUCAUUUUCGAGGCUGACUCGACUGCAUUAUUAUGGUGUCAUACAGAGAAGCAAUCAUCACGGAAACGAUUUGCAACUGCGCUUCAUUCUCACAUGUGUGAAGUAUUCCGGGUACAACCAGAAAUGCAAUUCAAAUUGUCUCUGGAUUACAUGGAUGAACUUCCGUAUACGAAUACGGUUAGAGAUGUUGCUCUUUUUGACACAUCUGUGAAUUCCAAAGUUGUCGAUAAAUUUUUGGAAAAAUUUCAAGUAACUCGAGUACUUUUCUCUGAAACCAUGAAACCAUGCAACCCGUUGUACGAUUCAAAGAGGCUUAAUAACCUGAAUAACUUAUUUAUUUGCUCAGCCCCUUGGCUCAAUGGUUCAAAACUGCUUCGAUGGAAUUUUGAAAAUUUGGUAGUUAGCGAUACCGGACUCUGGGAGAAUGAUUUAAUCAAUUUUGUGAACGUUUGGUUGAAUGGAAACAAUACAAAACUACAUGUAUUUUUCCAUUUAGCUUAUGCACGUCUCAACACAGUCGAAGUUGUGGAUCACUUUGAAUUGGAACCAUGGAACCCUGAGAGGGAUAUCCUUGAGUAUAAAUUGCCAGUACGCGAUUAUUGUGAACCUUUUAUCGCAGAAAUGAACGAAGCAACAAUGAGAAGAACUGGAGUUCUCGUGCGGCAGAGCGAUGGAUUACGUGCAGUACUUCGAGCUACAGUUAGCCAUUUUCAUUUUCACGUUUUGCAUGACUAG